AUGUGUAUAAGAGACAGCACGACNAACGACAUUGUCAAGCUCAAGUCCCCACCUCCCAAACCCGCCAGGGCGCCAGUCCCCGCCCCCGUCCCCACCCCUCCUGCUGCCGCCCCCCAGCAGGAGGGGCAAGUCUCCCUCGUGGACGUGUUCGUCAGCAGCUUCGCUGGGGAGCACAACCUGCUCCUGCAGGCGCAGUACGAACAGGUCAACCCUGAGCCUCCUGCCAUCCUGCCACACGCCUUCCUGCAACCCAGAUCGCUCCCUGCCACGCCUACUGCAGGAGGCCGACAAGACGCCCUCGUCAAGAAGGUGGGGGAGCUGGCCGCCCCCCAGGAGGGGGAGCAGGCGCCUCCCCAGCAGGAGAAGCCCCUGCCCCCGCUGUGCACGGGCACGCAGCGCCUGCUGCUGCAGGUGCUGGCAGACGCUUACCACCUGCAGCAUCAGGAGCUCAGCCGCCUCACACACGCUGCUGCUGCUAGACAGGGUGCGGUGGAGCCACCGCCUGCAGAGGCUGACAAGGAGGGCGGCAGGGAGACAGCGUCGCAACUGCAGCAGCAGCGCAGAGAACUCUGCCGGUCCCUGGAGCAUCUCGUGCUACGGCUGCACCACCUCAAGGUCUGCUCAUAG
Hyalella azteca is the source of this 627-nucleotide messenger RNA. RefSeq lists its product as uncharacterized. Lineage: Eukaryota; Metazoa; Arthropoda; Malacostraca; Amphipoda; Hyalellidae. The transcript has 3 exons. Bases 1 to 627 code for a protein of 208 amino acids. The record is from RefSeq and is a predicted model, not a curated record.